Messenger RNA from Rhinopithecus roxellana (golden snub-nosed monkey), 2452 nucleotides. It is a transcript of the gene TRAF2, whose product is annotated as TNF receptor associated factor 2. Lineage: Eukaryota; Metazoa; Chordata; Mammalia; Primates; Cercopithecidae. Gene Ontology annotation, molecular function: tumor necrosis factor receptor binding; ubiquitin protein ligase binding; zinc ion binding. The transcript has 12 exons. Bases 140 to 1741 code for a protein of 533 amino acids. Gene Ontology annotation, cellular component: plasma membrane signaling receptor complex; cytosol; cytoplasmic side of plasma membrane. The record is from RefSeq and is a predicted model, not a curated record. Gene Ontology annotation, biological process: protein autoubiquitination; regulation of apoptotic process; tumor necrosis factor-mediated signaling pathway.
GUCAGGUGACUACAGAGUGAGAGUGAAACCAGCUUCCCUCAGAGGCUGCGGCACAAGGCUGACCUGCAAACGUCUGAAAAAAAGAGGCAAGCUCUCGGUGUGUGAGCAAGUGGACUGCGGCUAUUUGAGGAAGGAGCCCAUGUGGGAAUCCCCUGAGCUGCGCCAUGGCCAGAGUGAGUCACCCCUUUCCAGCCAGCAAAUGAGGGCUUGGUCGUUCGCGGGGGUCACAGCUCUCAUGGCUGCAGCUAGCGUGACCCCCCCUGGCUCCUUGGAGUUGCUACAGCCUGGCUUCUCCAAGACCCUCCUGGGGACCAAGCUGGAAGCCAAGUACCUGUGCUCCGCCUGCGGAAACGUCCUGCGCAGGCCCUUCCAGGCGCAGUGUGGCCACCGGUACUGCUCCUUCUGCCUGGCCAGCAUCCUCAGCUCUGGGCCUCAGAACUGUGCUGCCUGUGUUCACGAGGGCAUAUAUGAAGAAGGCAUUUCUAUUUUAGAAAGCAGUUCGGCUUUCCCAGAUAAUGCUGCCCGCAGGGAGGUGGAGAGCCUGCCAGCCGUCUGUCCCAUUGAUGGGUGCACCUGGAAGGGGACCCUGAAAGAAUAUGAGAGCUGCCACGAAGGCCGCUGCCCGCUCAUGCUGACCGAAUGUCCUGCAUGCAAAGGCCUGGUCCGCCUGGGUGAAAAGGAGCGCCACCUGGAGCACGAGUGCCCAGAGAGAAGCCUGAGCUGCCGGCAUUGCCGGGCGCCCUGCUGCGGGGCAGACGGGAAGGCGCACCACGAGGUCUGCCCCAAGUUCCCCUUGACUUGUGAUGGCUGCGGCAAGAAAAAGAUCCCCCGGGAGAAGUUUCAGGACCACGUCAAGACUUGUGGCAAGUGUCGGGUCCCUUGUAGAUUCCACGCCAUCGGCUGCCUCGAGACGGUGGAGGGUGAGAAACAGCAAGAGCACGAGGCACAGUGGCUGCGGGAGCACCUGGCCAUGCUCCUGAGCUCGGUGCUGGAGGCAAAGCCUCUCUUGGGAGACCAGAGCCAUGCGGGGUCAGAGCUCCUACAGAGGUGCGAGAACCUGGAGAAGAAGACGGCCACUUUUGAGAACAUUGUCUGUGUCCUGAACCGGGAGGUGGAGAGGGUGGCCAUGACUGCCGAGGCCUGCAGCCGGCAGCACCGGCUGGACCAAGACAAGAUUGAAGCCCUGAGUAACAAGGUGCAGCAGCUGGAGAGGAGCAUUGGCCUCAAGGAUCUGGCGAUGGCUGACCUGGAGCAGAAGGUCUUGGAGAUGGAGGCAUCCACCUACGAUGGGGUCUUCAUCUGGAAGAUCUCAGACUUCGCCAGGAAGCGCCAGGAAGCUGUGGCCGGCCGCACACCCGCCAUCUUCUCCCCAGCCUUCUACACCAGCAGGUACGGCUACAAGAUGUGUCUGCGUAUCUACCUGAACGGCGACGGCACCGGGCGAGGAACACACCUGUCCCUCUUCUUUGUGGUGAUGAAGGGCCCGAAUGACGCCCUGCUGCGGUGGCCCUUCAACCAGAAGGUGACCUUAAUGCUGCUCGACCAGAAUAAUCGGGAGCACGUGAUUGAUGCCUUCAGGCCCGACGUGACCUCGUCCUCUUUUCAGAGGCCAGUCAAUGACAUGAACAUCGCAAGCGGCUGCCCCCUCUUCUGCCCUGUCUCCAAGAUGGAGGCCAAGAAUUCCUACGUGCGGGACGAUGCCAUCUUCAUCAAGGCCAUUGUGGACCUGACAGGGCUCUAACUGCCCCCCACUGAUGUCUGGGGGUUGGGGGCAGCCAGGCACAGCCGGCUCACUGAGGGGCCACCACACUGGGCCAGGGCCUCACUGUACAAGUGGGCAGGGGCCGUGCUUGGGCGCUUGGGAGGGUGUUGGCCUGCAGCCAAGUUCACUGUAAUGGGGGAAGGAGCCACCAGCCAGUCCUCAGAUUUCAGAGACUGUGUGGAGGGGCCUGGGAGACGGGCUUAGCCCAGGGCUGUGGUGGGAUUGGCUGAGGGUUUUCAGGUGCUUCCCAGCACAAGCUGCCCUUGCUGUCCUGUGCAGUGAAGGGAGAGGCCCUGGGUGGGACACUCAGUGUGGGAGCACAUCCCAGCAGUGCCCAUGUAGCAGGAGCGCAGUGGAUGACCUUGUGUCCCUCGGGCAUGACAGAAAGGAGGAGGGCUGCUCCAGGAGAAGGGCCUCCUGCCGGCCAGAGCGAGGAGGGCCGAGCAGCUUGGUUCUCCCCUCUGGCCCCUGGAGAGAAGGGAGUGUUCUUAGACCCCUAGGUGCUUGUCUGCACAGAGCUCUGGUCUGUGCUACCUUGGCCAGGCUGGCUGUGGGAGAGGGUCUGGUCCCACGCUGCCUCUGCUCAGACCACUGUGUGGGGGGUGCGCACAGCACAGCCUGCGGGUGAAAUGUAAGAGCUCGCCAUCCAGCUCACAAGACAGUUAUUAAACCAUUCACAUCUCUGUGGUC